This is a messenger RNA of Heterocephalus glaber (naked mole-rat), 5547 nucleotides long. The record is from RefSeq and is a predicted model, not a curated record. Lineage: Eukaryota; Metazoa; Chordata; Mammalia; Rodentia; Bathyergidae.
GCGGCUCGGCGCUCGGCCUCGGAGCCGAGGCGGGGGCGGUGAGGACCGGGAUCCCGGACGCCGGCGCGACGCGGAAGGUUUAUGAUAAAGUCCAGUUUUCAACAAUGCUAAAAUCAAAUGACUGCUUGUUUCCUGUGGAUAAUCUGUUUUUCGAAAAAGAUAAAGUUGAAAAGUCUGUCUCUGCAGAAUGCUUUCCAGAUGAUAAAAAAUUGUUGGAUUGGUUUCUCCCCCCUGCUCCAUUGAUUUCAGAAAUUCCAGAUACUCAGAACUUAGAGGAAGAAAUAGAAAGUCAUAAACUGUUAGGUCAGGCAAAGAAGCCAACAUUGUUAACAUCAAAUUUAAAGAUUACCAAUGGAGACACAAAUUAUAUUUUGCCAACACAAAAAUUCAAAUUUACCUCUAAUAAAUAUGAACAAGAUUAUCUAAAUUUAGGACAAAUAGAUAAGACUGACUUAUCACAUGUUUCUGAAAAGCUGACAUAUGGGUCUUAUCAGAUACAUAAAAAUCACAUGGGCAGUGAGAUAGUACCUGAAAUAAAUGUUCCUGAUGAUACAAAAUUAGUUAAUAUUAUAGAAGAUAAAGGAGAAAGCACAUCGGCAUUCCGAAAAAGGUUAUUUAAAAUAUGUGACAAUAUACAUGAAAGUGCUUAUUCUAAUGACAGUGCAAACAUGGAUUCUCACAUUGGCUCAGUGAAAAUUUUCCAAACAGGAAUGAACAAAGGGGAACCGUGGAACUAUAGCAAUAAUAACCAGAAACCUCAGUAUUGUUCAAACAUGUUUAAAGCUAAUGAUGCUUUUCCUGGUUCUGAAAUUGGAGGAGAUACGUUCAAAGUGCCAUCUUUUUCAGUUGGAUCCCAGCUUUAUGAUAGCCAAGGGAUAACCAAAACUGGCUUAGGUUCCUUGAAGGCUGUCACAGAAAUACCGGCAAAAUUUAGAAGUAUUUUCAAAGAAUUUCCAUAUUUCAACUAUAUACAGUCUAAAGCCUUUGAUGAUCUUCUUUACACAGAUAGGAAUUUUGUGAUUUGUGCUCCAACUGGUUCUGGGAAAACUGUAGUGUUUGAACUAGCUAUAACAAGAUUGUUAAUGGAAGUACCAUUGCCAUGGUUGAAUAUUAAAAUUGUUUACAUGGCACCAAUAAAAGCCCUGUGUAGUCAGCGUUUUGAUGACUGGAAAGAGAAAUUUGGACCAAUAGGAUUGAAUUGUAAAGAACUCACUGGAGAUACAGCCAUGGAUGAUUUAUUUGAGAUUCAACAUGCUCAUAUUAUUAUGACAACUCCAGAAAAAUGGGACAGCAUGACUAGGAAAUGGAGAGACAACUCUUUAGUCCAACUAGUUCGACUAAUUCUCAUUGAUGAGGUACAUGUUGUAAAAGAUGAAAAUCGUGGACCAACACUUGAAGUUGUAGUCAGCAGGAUGAAAACCGUACAGUCUUUAUCUCUUCCUUUAGAAAAUACUAGUAAUAGUGUUCCAGUGAGAUUUGUAGCAGUGUCUGCAACAAUUCCAAAUGCUGAGGAUGUAGCAGAAUGGCUUUCAGAUGGUAAAAGACCUGCUGUAUGUCUGAAAAUGGAUGAGAGCCAUAGACCGGUGAAACUUCGGAAAGUAGUCCUGGGAUUUCCCUGCAGUAGUAACCAAACUGAAUUUAAGUUUGAUUUAACCCUCAACUACAAAAUUGCCAGUGUUAUACAAACAUACUCUGAUCAGAAACCUACACUUGUGUUUUGUGCAACAAGGAAAGGUGUGCAACAAGCUGCUUCUGUUCUUGUGAAAGAUGCUAAAUUUAUUAUGACUGUGGAACAGAAACAAAGGUUACAGAAAUAUGCAUAUUCUGUAAGAGAUUCAAAACUCAGAGAUAUCUUAAUAUAUGGUGUUGCUUAUCACCAUGCUGGUAUGGAGCUAUCAGAUAGAAAAGUAGUUGAAGGAGCUUUUACUAUUGGAGAUCUACCAGUUCUUUUUACUACCAGUACUUUAGCUAUGGGAGUAAAUUUGCCUGCUCAUCUAGUAGUUAUAAAAUCUACAAUGCAUUAUGUUGGAGGAAUGUUUGAAGAGUACAGUGAAACAGAUAUUCUCCAGAUGAUUGGGAGAGCAGGUCGACCUCAAUUUGACACUACAGCUACUGCAGUUAUUAUGACUCGGUUAAGUACAAAAGAGAAAUACAUUCAGAUGUUAGCUUGUAGUGACACUGUAGAAAGCAGCUUGCACAGACAUCUUAUCGAACAUUUAAAUGCAGAGAUAGUAUUGCACACCAUCACAGACGUGAAUAUUGCUUUGGAAUGGAUACGGUCAACCUUGCUUUAUAUCAGAGCUUUGAAAAACCCAACUCAUUAUGGUUUUACAUCUGGAUUGAACAAAGAUGGAAUUGAAGCAAAAUUACAAGAAUUGUGUUUGAAGAAUCUGAAUGAUUUAUCAUCCUUGGACUUGAUAAACAUGGAUGGAGAGGUUAAUUUCAAACCAACAGAGGCAGGAAGGUUAAUGGCUUGGUAUUAUAUUACAUUUGAAACAGUGAAGAAAUUUUCCACAAUGAGCGGAGAAGAAACUUUAUCAGAUCUGGUUGCAAUGAUAGCCAGCUGCAAUGAAUUUCUAGAUGUACAAUUAAGGAUAAAUGAAAAGAAAACACUGAAUAUGUUGAACAAAAGUCCAAAUCGGAUGACUAUCAGUCUUAUUCAGGCUCAGCUAGGAUGCAUUCCCAUACAAGAUUUUGCUUUGACACAAGACAUCUCAAAGAUUUUCAGAAGUGGCUCACGAAUCACAAGAUGGUUAUCAGACUUUGUGGCUGGUCAGGAAAAGAAGUUUGCUGCAUUAUUGAAUAGUUUGAUUUUAACUAAAUGUUUUAGGUGUAAACUUUGGGAAAACUCUCUUUAUGUAUCCAAACAACUAGAAAAAAUCGGUAUAACAUUGUCAAAUGCCAUGGUAAAUGCAGGUUUGACAUCCUUUAAGAAAAUAGAAGAAACAGAUGCAAGGGAACUUGAACUGAUUUUAAACAGAUAUCCCCCUUUUGGGACCCAGAUAAAAGAAGCUGUGAUAUAUCUGCCAAAAUAUGAACUUGAAGUAGAACAGAUUGCAAGAUAUAGUGAUACCAAGGCAGAAAUAUUGGUGACUGUUAUAUUAAGAAACUUUGAACAGCUACGGAUUAAAAGAACGACACCAAAUUCUCACUAUACUACCUUAAUCAUAGGUGAUGCAGAUAAUCAAGUGGUUUUUAAGCAAAAAAUUAUUGAUUCUGUUUUGCUAAAAGCUGGAAAUUGGAUGAAAAAGAUUGAUGUGAGGAGAGCUCUUAUAUCUGAAGAUCUUAGCAUAAAUCUAAUUAGCUCUGAUUUGGUUGGACUUGAUAUUCAGCAGAAAUUUACAGUCUUUUACUCAGGACCCAGGUGGUUUGGAAAUCAAAUCAUUGUACAAAGAAAAUCAGAAACAGAGAUUUCCCAUUCUAAAUAUCCAGAUAGAUCUACUGUAGCAGAACCUAAUAAAGGAAUAACUGCAUGCAAAAAACCUGGGAACAGAGAAUGCAAUCAUCGUUGUAAAAAUAAACAUAGAUGUGGACAUGAUUGCUGUAAAACUGGAAUUGCGCAGAAGUCAGAAAUUAAAGAGACAAUUUCUUCAUAUUUAUCUGAUUUAAGAAACAGGAAUGCUGUUUCAUCUCUUCCUCCAGUUAAACGUCUCAAGAUACAGAUGAAUAAAUCUCAAAGUGUGGACCUUAAAGAGUUUGGUUUUACUUCAAAGCCUUCCCUUCCCAGUAUAUCAAGGUCAGAAUAUUUGAACAUGUCUGAAUUGCCUAUAAUGGAGCAGGGGAAUCAACAUGAACUCUAUGGGAAAGUUCAAGAAGAACUAUCUGAAUAUCAAGGCAAAGAAGGUUUGCAUGUGAACUUUGAAUUGGGAGAUGAAGUCUGGGAGGAUUUUGAUGAUGAAAACUUAAUAGAAGUUACUAGCUCAACUGAUACUGAGAAGACAACGACAUCAGGAUUUGGAAACACUUUGAGUUCAAGUACCAGGGGAAGUAAGUUACCCCUCCAAAAGCCAAAGAGCAAAUUCCAAAGAGAAAUGUCAAACAGUUUUGUUUCAUCACAUGAAAAGCCAGAUACUUAUUUAUCAGAUUCUGCUAUGGACAAAUUCGGUUCAUCCUUCCUGACACAAUUAUCUGAACAAGCUGAAAAUGCAAAUACCGUCCAUUUACAAGAGAGAAAACAACAAAAUAUGUCACCAGUAAUUGAGAGGUUAUACUUUCCUCACUCCAAAAAAAAUCCAAAAUCUUCAAAUGUUAUGGAAGUGGAUUCUGUUAUUAGAAACAGCAACUCUAAAAAGAAAACUGAUUUUAGGUAUCAUCCUGAUGAUGAAGCUAAUGAAAUAAAGUCUUUUCUGGGAAUAUUUGAUGGUAUUUUCUAAAAAAACAAAAUUUUUUUCUAAUAAUAAGAUGAAGUAUGAAGACACCUAAUCACAAAGCAUGCUUUUUGUUUUUAAAAAGUAAUUCAUACUUGAGAAGACUUUUUCCCCUUAAAUUUGAUCAGAUUUGUUGAUUUUUUUUUUACAACAAAAUAUAUGGACUGUUUUAUUUUCCACUAUAUUGUAACUUCUUCUGUUUCAAUAAGCUUAUAAUUAAGUUACACUUAGAAGUAAUGUUUAGUUAUUAAUUGGAUUUUGACAGGAAUUAAUCUAUUUGCUGUAUAGAUUUCUUUACUACUGUGGUUCUCAUGUAUUUUGUUUUACUCUGUGCUGUUUUAAAUUUUUAAGAAUCCCGUGGCUGUUUAAACCUGUUGUUAUCUAAUUUUGAGCAUUAAUAAAUUAAAUAUUAUUAAUCAGUAUAAUAGUUGUUUUUGUUUAGCUUGUUUUUCAAUGUUGUAAAUUCUAAACAUUAUAUUGACUUUUACUAUAGCAAAAUGAUUCUUUGUAUUAUUUCCCAAUAAGUUAUAUCUCAAACUUAUUGAUUGAUAAGUAGCAUAUAGGCACUUUAUGCAAUGCUUAUUUCUAAUAUAUUUACUAUUAGACACCAUGUGAAUUUGAAGCCCAAUUAAGAAAUUUUUAAAAGUAUGUAUUUUUUCAAGCCUUAAAAAUCUUAGAGGAAAGAAAAGAAUAGAAACUUCCAGAUGAGUUGUUAUUGUUAGUAAACACUUAUGAGGCAUCAUAUGUAUUAGAUAAAAAGCUUAGAACAAAACUAAGAGGUAUUGUCUCAUGUUGAAAAAUAAGGACAACCAGUUCCUUUAUUUUAGUCCUCUUUACAAUUGGAAUGUUUCUUCAUCUCAAUCAAUCAUGUUACAACCUUUAAAUUUCUUAAGCAAGAUUAAAAUUAAAAAUUGAUCCACUAAUGACUAUUUAUCUUGCAUACAUAGACCUUGACACAAAGAAAUAGCAAUUUAAUUCAACAUGACUUAUUGUUAUCUGCUAAUUAAAAAACAUUGUACUUAGUACUGCAAAGGAUGAAGACAGUAUUUCUGCUCUCAUGGAACUUGCUUUACCUUCUUGUGAAGAGGUUAUGAUAUGUAAUAUGGUACAGGUGUACCUCCAACAUAUUGCAGGUUUGGUUCUGGACCACUAUAAUAAAGCUAAUAUUGCAAUAAAAUGA